Aspergillus campestris IBT 28561 is the source of this 1836-nucleotide messenger RNA. Its product is annotated as arylsulfatase. Bases 1 to 1836 code for a protein of 611 amino acids. The record is from RefSeq and is a predicted model, not a curated record. NCBI's taxonomy places the organism in Eukaryota, Fungi, Ascomycota, Eurotiomycetes, Eurotiales, Aspergillaceae. The transcript is spliced from 2 exons. Gene Ontology annotation, molecular function: arylsulfatase activity.
AUGGCCCCCAAACGUCCCAACUUUCUAGUUGUCGUUGCUGAUGACCUGGGCUUCUCGGACAUCGAGUGCUUCGGCGGCGAGAUCCGCACCCCCAACCUGAACAAACUGGCCGGGGAGGGCGUGCGCUUUACGGAUUUCCACGCCGCUGCGGCCUGCUCACCCACGCGCGCGAUGAUCAUGACCGGCACUGACCAUCACAUCGCUGGACUCGGGAACCUGAUCGAAUGGACCAACAUCUCCGGACAGAACGAUCCCAAAGGCGGUGGCUGGAGCACGGCCCCGCAGCGCGGAAUGCCAGGAUACGAGGGCUACCUCAACGAGCGCGUGGUGGCGCUGCCCGAGGUUCUGCGCGACGCCGGCUACCAUACCCUGAUGUCCGGCAAAUGGCAUCUGGGCCUCACGCCAGAGCGGUCGCCCUUCCAGCGUGGCUUUGACCGCUCCCUGGCCCACCUGCCCGCCUGCUCCAACCACUACGCCUUCGAGCCGCAGCUGCGCGGUGCCGACGAGACGCCGACAUUCCUCGAGGCCUCGACCAUCGCCCUCCACAUGGAGGACGACCACUAUGUGAAGUCGCUGCCCGAGGGCUGGUACUCAUCCGACGGCUACGGCGACCGCAUGGUGCAGUAUCUCUCCGAUUGGAAGGACCGCCCCGAUGACGACCGCCCGUUCUUCGCCUACCUGCCGUUCACGGCGCCGCACUGGCCGCUCCAGGCGCCGCAGGAGUACAUCCACCACUAUCGCGGGGUCUACGACGACGGGCCGGACGCGCUGCGGGCGCGGCGGCUCCAGCGACUCAAGGAGCUGGGCAUGGUCCGCGAGGACGUCGAGCCACACCCGGUGGUGGCGGAGGAGGACGGGGUGAAGCCGUGGGAUGAGUUCACGCCCGAGGAGAAGACGCUGUCGGCACGCGCCAUGGAAGUGUUCGCGGGCAUGGUGGAGUGCAUCGACGCCAACGUAGGCAAGGUUGUCGACUACCUGGAGUCCAUCGACGAGCUGGACAACACCUUCGUGUGCUUCAUGUCCGACAACGGCGCCGAGGGCGCCGCCUACGAGGCCUACCCGCUCGUCCAGAGCGGCGUCAUGCCCCAUCUGCAACAGUACUACGACAACCGGCUGGAGAACCUAGGAAACGGCAACUCGUUCAUCUGGUACGGCCCACGGUGGGCGCAGGCCGCCACCGCGCCGUCGCGCCUGUACAAGGCCUACACGACCGAGGGCGGGGUGCGCGUGCCCUUCCUAGCGCGCUUCCCGACGGGCGUCCCUGUCGCCGAGCACGCCCGCAGCGGCGGCAUCACAGACCAGUUCGCCACCGUCAUGGACCUGGCACCGUCCAUCCUGGCCAUGGCGGGGGCGACGCACCCGGCGCCACAGUACCGCGGACGGGACGUGGUGCCGAUGCGAGGACGCAGCUUCGUCGACUGGGCGACGGGGACGGCGCCACGCAUCCACGACCAGGACUUCAUCCAGGGGUGGGAGACGUGCGGGCGCGCGGCCCUGCGCUGCGGCGACUGGAAGAUUGUCUACAUCCCCAAACCCAAGGGCCCCGAGCGCUGGCAGCUGUACAAUCUCGUCGACGAUCCCGGCGAGAUCCACGACCGCGCCGAGCAGGAGCCGGAUAGGCUGCAGCGUCUGCUCCGCCUCUGGGACCAGUAUGUCCUCGAGACGGGCGUGAUCCCGCUGAACCCGGAUUUGGGUAACUUCAUGGAAGCCAUGGAGGCGCAGAUGCCUGAAAAUGCGUGGAUGGAGUACGAUUACUGGAAGCCGGGGGCGCGCCAGGAACCGGAGAAGUUCAUGCGGCAGCCGCCGCGGUUGCAGCGGGUAGUGAAGCAGUUUUAA